Scomber japonicus (chub mackerel) is the source of this 1787-nucleotide messenger RNA. RefSeq names its product EBF transcription factor 2 (gene ebf2). The record is from RefSeq and is a predicted model, not a curated record. The transcript is spliced from 16 exons. Gene Ontology annotation, biological process: regulation of transcription by RNA polymerase II. The coding region runs from base 1 to 1779 and encodes 592 amino acids. Gene Ontology annotation, molecular function: DNA-binding transcription factor activity, RNA polymerase II-specific; RNA polymerase II cis-regulatory region sequence-specific DNA binding. Lineage: Eukaryota; Metazoa; Chordata; Actinopteri; Scombriformes; Scombridae.
AUGUUCGGGAUCCAGGAGCAUCUGAUACGAGAAGCGAGCGGAUUAAAAGAGAGAACUCUUGGAGAGGAGAUGGAUCCAGUCCGGUCGUGGGUGCGUAAUGUCGGGGUUGUGGACGCGAACGUAGCGGCGCAAAGUGGAGUUGCCCUUUCAAGAGCUCAUUUUGAGAAGCAGCCGCCUUCCAAUCUCCGCAAGUCCAACUUCUUCCACUUUGUCCUGGCGCUCUAUGACAGACACGGCCAACCUGUGGAGGUGGAGAGGACUGCAUUUGUGGACUUUGUUGAGCAUGACAAGGAGCAGACGGGAGAAAAGACCAACAACGGCACGCACUACAAGCUGCAGCUUCUCUACAGCAAUGGUGUUCGUACAGAGCAGGAUCUUUAUGCACGACUUAUUGACUCUGUCACCAAACAGCCCAUAUCAUAUGAGGGACAAAACAAAAAUCCUGAAAUGUGCAGAGUUCUGCUCACACAUGAGGUUAUGUGCAGCCGCUGUUGUGAGAAGAAAAGUUGCGGCAACCGGAAUGAGACGCCCUCUGACCCAGUCAUCAUUGACAGGUUCUUCUUGAAGUUUUUCCUGAAAUGCAACCAGAAUUGUCUGAAGACAGCAGGAAACCCGAGGGACAUGAGGAGAUUUCAGGUGGUCUUGUCCAGCACUGUGAGUGUGGACGGCCACGUCCUAGCAGUGUCUGACAAUAUGUUCGUCCACAACAACUCAAAACACGGUCGGAGAGCUCGCAGACUGGAGCCAGGCGAGUCAGCUGAGAAUACUAUGGAAUAUGCAGCGACCCCAUGUAUCAAAGCCAUCAGCCCAAGCGAGGGCUGGACCACUGGUGGGGCCAUGGUCAUUGUUAUCGGGGAGAACUUCUUUGACGGGUUGCAGGUGGUGUUUGGCAGCAUGCUGGUGUGGAGUGAGCUGAUCACGCCGCAUGCUAUCCGAGUCCAGACACCCCCUCGCCACAUUCCUGGGGUUGUGGAGGUCACACUGUCUUAUAAAUCUAAACAGUUUUGCAAGGGAGCACCCGGACGCUUCAUCUACACAGCCCUGAAUGAGCCAACUAUAGACUAUGGUUUCCAGCGUCUUCAGAAGGUCAUUCCCCGACAUCCUGGUGACCCAGAAAAACUAGCCAAGGAAAUCCUCCUGAAGAGAGCAGCAGAUCUUGUGGAGGCCCUGUAUGGAAAUCCACACAGUAAUCAGGACAUGUUGCUGAAACGUGCCGCUGACAUUGCUGAGGCACUCUACAGUGUUCCCCGUCCUCACAGUCAGCUGCAGGCGCUGCCCAGCUCACCAGCUCACGGCAGUGUCAUGGGUCUCGGUUCCUAUCCUUCUCAGUUAGGUGUCAGCAUCGGGGAGCCAGUACAGAGCAGCCAAGGUUACAUUCGAAACUCCAGCAGCUUGUCUCCAAGGGGUUACCCCUCAGCCUCCACUCCUCAGCAGUCAAGUUAUGGGGGCAGUGGAGGGAUGACCGGGGGCUACGGUACAGUUCCCAUGACCAGUCUAGGAGUUCCUGGCUCUCCUGGUUUCAGCAGUACCUCCCCCACAGGCUCUCCUUACAUAAUGCCCUCCAGCCCUACCAUACCAGGAAGCUCCAGCUCUUCAUCAUCUCUCUUGCCUUUCUCCUCCUUCCCGUCUGCUGCUAAACAGAAGAGUGCUUUUGCUCCUGUCCUCAGGCCCCAGGGCUCUCCCUCCCCUGCCUGCCCUGCCUCAGGGGGGAACAGCUUCAGAGGUAGCCAUCCAACUCACUAUCUGACCCCCCUCUCUGAACUUACGAAUGCAGUCUAACCCCUUGU